Xiphias gladius (swordfish) is the source of this 864-nucleotide messenger RNA. RefSeq names its product leucine-rich repeat-containing protein 30-like. The transcript is spliced from 7 exons. Gene Ontology annotation, molecular function: protein binding. NCBI's taxonomy places the organism in Eukaryota, Metazoa, Chordata, Actinopteri, Istiophoriformes, Xiphiidae. The record is from RefSeq and is a predicted model, not a curated record. The coding region runs from base 1 to 864 and encodes 287 amino acids.
AUGGGAGGAGCAGUGUGUAAGGAGGAGGUGAAGGAGGAGAAGAGGAGCGUGGGGAGGGAGGACAGUCUGACAUCAGCGGACAGAAUCAGACGAUUCACCGUCAAGCAGUUUGGAUACAACGUCCUGAGCCUGGCUCGCAGAGGGCUGAAGGAGGUCCCAGAUGAACUGUGGGAGCUGUUGGAGUUGGAGAAGCUGAAUUUGUCCCUAAACAGUCUGAAGGAUCUUUCUCCUCAGCUGGCUCUGCUCUCCAACCUGGUGGUCCUCAACCUGUGGGGCAACCAGCUGAGCAGCCUGCCAGCAGAGAUUGGACAGCUGAGGAGACUCAGAGUCUUAUUCGCCUACAGAAACAGACUGACUGAAGUUCCUGAAGAGCUGGGAGCCUGUACACAACUGGAGGUGCUGAGUUUAGCCAACAACCAGCUGUCCUCGCUGCCUGCUUCUCUCUCAAAUCUAACCAGACUGAGGAAACUCAACCUCAGCCACAACCACAUUGCUCACAUCCCGGGUUGCGUCUACAACAUGAAGGCUCUGGUGUUCCUCCAUCUGGCCUGUAACCGUCUGGAGAACCUGGCGGAGAAUAUCCAGGCUCUGGUAGAGCUCAAGAUCCUCAUCGUGGAGGGAAACAGCCUCCACUCGCUGCCCAAGGCCCUCUGCUGCCUCACCAGGUUGGAGUUGCUGAACCUGGACUUCAACGACAUUAAAGAUGUUCCACAGGAGAUGCACCAGUUGUCCCGACUGGAGAAGCUGGCCUGCCAUCCUCUGGAUAAAGGACUCCACAUCGUCCACAACCCGCUGCUGAAGCCUGUGAAGGAGGUGCUGGAGGGGGGGCUCACUGCCCUCUUCAACUACCUGAGAGCUGGGUAG